CUGCUUCCGGGUCAAUGCAGGACACUGGGCUCUGGCGGCCGGAGAGGGGGUCGAGGUGAAGCGGAGCCGGGCCGGGGCCGGCCGGGAGCAGGCCGGAGGCCGAGCGGAGGCGACGGCGGUGGCCGGGCGGGCGGAGGCGCAGCCGGAGCAGCCGCCGCCUCCCGGGCCGAGGGACUUUUCAGAAAAGAAGAUGGACCAGCCUAGUGGAAGAAGUUUUAUGCAAGUAUUGUGUGAAAAAUACAGUCCUGAAAACUUCCCUUACCGUCGUGGCCCUGGGAUGGGAGUCCAUGUCCCAGCCACUCCUCAGGGCUCUCCCAUGAAAGAUCGCCUCAACCUCCCAAGUGUGCUCGUGUUGAAUAGCUGUGGGAUUACCUGUGCAGGAGACGAGAGAGAAAUUGCUGCCUUCUGCGCUCACGUGUCCGAACUCGAUCUUUCUGACAACAAACUGGAAGACUGGCACGAGGUCAGUAAGAUUGUGUCAAAUGUUCCUCAGUUGGAGUUUCUAAACCUGAGUUCCAAUCCUCUGAAUCUGUCGGUUUUAGAGAGAACAUGCGCUGGGUCCUUCUCGGGGGUUCGCAAACUUGUCCUCAACAACAGCAAAGCAUCAUGGGAAACAGUGCACACGAUACUUCAGGAGUUACCAGAUUUGGAGGAGCUCUUCCUGUGCCUUAAUGACUAUGAAACAGUGUCUUGUCCUUCUGUCUGCUGUCAUUCCCUUAAGCUCCUACACAUCACAGACAAUAACCUCCAAGACUGGACUGAAAUCCGAAAGCUCGGGGUAAUGUUUCCUUCCCUGGAUACCCUGGUCCUGGCCAACAAUCAUGUGAAUGCUAUCGAGGAACCUGCUGACUCCCUGGCUAGGUUGUUCCCUAAUCUGCGAUCCAUCAGCCUCCACAAGUCAGGUUUGCAGUCAUGGGAAGACAUUGACAAACUAAAUUCCUUCCCCAAGCUUGAAGAAGUGAGAUUGCUCGGAAUUCCUCUUCUGCAGCCAUAUACCACCGAGGAGCGCAGGAAACUGGUGGUGGCCAGACUGCCCUCUGUUUCCAAACUCAAUGGCAGCGUUGUGACUGAUGGAGAGCGAGAAGAUUCUGAGAGGUUUUUCAUCCGGUACUAUGUGGACGUCCCACAGGAGGAAGUGCCAUUCAGGUAUCAUGAACUCAUUACAAAAUACGGGAAGUUGGAGCCUUUGGCCGAAGUGGACCUGAGACCCCAGAGCAGCGCCAAGGUGGAAGUCCACUUUAAUGACCAAGUGGAAGAAAUGAGCAUCCGCCUGGACCAAACAGUAGCAGAACUGAAGAAACAACUAAAAACUCUAGUGCAGUUGCCCACGAGCAGCAUGCUUCUCUACUACUUUGACCACGAGGCCCCCUUCGGCCCGGAAGAGAUGAAGUACAGCUCCCGAGCCCUGCACUCUUUCGGCAUUAGGGAUGGAGAUAAAAUUUUUGUGGAAUCAAAAACAAAAUAACCUCUACCAGCCUUGUAAAAACUCACAUAAGGACUUCCUGCAGGGUGUUUGUUUCCAGCGUGCUUUUCUUUAGGAGGAAGGGCAUUUCUGUUUCGUUUUGGGUUUUGUUUAGCUUUUGGAGGGGUUUUGUAUAUUUUCUUCCCCUAGAAUGGGUAGGGGAUUGUUUUUGGUAUUUUCUACCACAGAUUACUUCAGCUCAGUCAGCAGACCUGGCUGCAUCUCCAGUCUUUAUGCUCUUUCUCUCUCUCUCUCUCUCUCCAGUCUUUAUGCGCUCUCUCUCUCUCUCUCUCUCUCUCUCUCUCUCUCUCUCUCUCUCUCUCUCUCUCUCUCUCACACACACACACACACACACACACACACACACACACACACACACUCUCUCUCUCUCUCUCUCUCUCUCUCUCUCUCUCUCUCUCUCUCUCUCUCUCUCUCUCUCAUGAAAGAUGACAGAGAAAUCACCGACUUCUUACUGUGUUGCUGGGGUUUGUCAGCCUCUGGGCUCUUUCCUGCUAGGCUCGAAGACAGACUGGUCCCUCAGAGGGGUGGUGCAGUGUUCAGAUCCAGAGAUGGGGAUCUUCCCUGGAAGGGCCAGCACCUUCCAUCUCCGGUUCUUCUUCCCCUCCUCCUCUUUUCCUUCCUGGGGUUCAUUUUUCACUCUGACUUGCACACACUUACCUGGUAGUUUUAGUCUGUUUAUAAUUUACUUGGUGGGUUUUUUUUUUCCCCUCAAAUUUGAUACACACCCCCCAUUCUCCGUUUUAAAUGCUUUUGAGUAUUUUAAGCAUUUUCUCAGCCGGAUUCUGAUCUCAGGAACUCCGUUAGGCUUUUAAAGAGAAGUAGGUGAAGAGUUAAACCCAAGGAAACUUGCUGUUUCCCUGGCAGCGUGGGCGGGGCUCUUUAACCCCUCUGCUCCUGAAGCCCCUUGUGCAUGCAAUCAGCCAUCACUCCCGUUACAUCUUGUCUUUCUGCUUAGGGAUUGCAUUUCCUGACAGCUUUAUCACAUAAGCUACUGGAAAUAAAGGGAGAGCCUGGACAGUUCUGGGGAUGCACUCCACAGCAGAGGCAGCUGAUAGGCUGGCCAGGGUGUGGGGCGGAGGUGGAGGGAUCAGGAGAGUGAGCUUGCUUGCGCUCCUGCCUGUAUCGUCCAUCCAAAGCCCUGUCCUAGCAAUGUCAUUAAAAGAGAGAUUUUCAUCAAAGGGAACUGCGGUUCCCACCUUUCUUGGGACUUUGUGAUGUCAUAAUUGAACAGCUGUUUUGUUUUAUAUUUCAUUUGACGUCCCCUGUGGAAUGAUUUUUGCCUAAUCUAUGAGUGAAGUUUCAGUGUCACAACCCCCCAGGUUUCUUUUGCAGAAGUGUGUCUAAACCACUUGUCCUUUAUUUAACACCAGUUCCCUGCAUACUCUGGAACCUUCUUCCUUGGCCUUCCGUUCUUUGUUAAUUAGAGUAGGUCCUUUCUUUAGUAUACAGAUUUUUUUCUUUUUACCUUUGUUAUGGGGUUCCACUUCUACAAACUUCUUUCUUGUCAGCUCUUUAGAUGGCCCUUACGGCUUCUUCAUGGAUGGGGAGCUGUGGUUUUUCGUUUCCUCCUCCACGUGGCAGGCGUUUGUUCUCUUGAUGCACUUCAGGUUCAGUAUCUCUAAAGCUGUGGACUCAGGCCUACUGAAGCAGGCCUGCGUUCACCGCAGCGCUAAAGGAAAGAAAACCAAAGGGUUUAGAAAGAUGAGUAAGGCCGGUUCUCCUGCUGCAGACUUUAUCUCAGAAUUCUAAAAGUGAGCAGCAGGGAUCAGGCCAGUAGAGACAAGGACAAUUAUUUUGCAGUUGCAUUUUCUGGACAGAUUUUUGGAAAUAAGAAAAAAAAAAAAGUGUGGCCGCAGUGUCACGAAGAUGAAGACUGUGGGUGCUUUGUGUCUGUGCGCGUGAGUGCGGAGGAGGGUGCGAGCGAGCGAAACUGUAAUGGAGACUUUGCUUUUGUCGGCCUGGGAAACAGAUGCACUCUUAUUUUUGAACUUUGGAGCCACUCCCGUCCCACAGCAGAAGGCAGAGUGAGCACUUACACUUUGGGCAUAAGUGGAAUGGUCACAAUAAGAUAUUUUAUAUAUGACAAAGUUUUACGAGACGCUUUUUUACUCUUAGAGACCCGUUUCUUCUGUUGUUACAGAACACAGUGUUUAUCUACUGCAGACCUAAUCCUUUAGUACACUUGCAUGGAAAGGGAACUGCUCAUCCAAUUGAACUGGUGGAGGUAUUUCUGGGGCAUUGUAAUUGGUGGUUUGAAUAAUUGCCGAAUCAUUUCCAAUUAAGAAAAUCUCACAGACAGUCCUUGGGCUUCUAGAAUUACAGAAGUAACUGAGAAAGCUGUUUGAGCAUGCGUAUUUACAGAUUUAUUUGGGUGGCUGAGUAAAGAGGCUGCUUUUGAAAUAAAAUUGGUGCUGUGUAGACAUUUAUAAUUAUUUAUAAUUUUAUAAUACUCUGUUAUAAAAUUAUUUUUAUAACAGACACAGAAGGAGGAAAGAAGGGACUGUGGACCUUUGAGUCUGCACGUUACGCAUCAUGCUUGUCUGUAGCUUGUCUGUAUUUUAAUAUUGACUCUAUCAGAUCGAGUGGGAGCAUAUUGUUGACAGUUAGGAGGCAAAAUGCUGUCCUCACCGGUAUUACAGAGAUGUGCCUUCAGGCACAGCAGAGAGAGCAUGCCUUUCUAAAGUAGAAAUUCUUUUCAGUUGUGGAAAAGGAAAGGAAUAACACAAGAAAGCCAAACCCAAACCAAGAGUCCUACCUGUGGGUGGAGCUGCUAAAGCUGUGGUCCAAAUUGAUUUGAGUUUGAUUGUUGAGAUCUAGAUUUCUUUACAAGAAGGAAAGGCCCACAGUUGCCUAUUUCUGCAGCCUGUUGCCAUAAAUGCAUAAGAAAGCAGCGGUGAUGAACACUCCUUUUAAAGACCUUUUGGUGAAAAUGAAGCCGAAGGGCUGAGGGCUGUGAUGCUACACCCACAAAGAGCUGCUUAACUAAGGGGAAGAGCAAAUGCAAUUGCAACUGGGUUUUUUAGCCAUGUCGCCCCACCAGUCAUGCUGGGAGCAGAGGACACUUGGUUAUGCAGUUUUGAUCACCAUGGGAGCCAUGCCACCAAUAGCUUUCCUAACCCACAGAGUGUGGCUCUCUGCACUGCAGCUUAGGCCAAGGGCUGGGAGAGCAUGCCUUCAGAAUGCUCCAGAGUUCCUACGUACCGUCAUUUCUGUUGAUGAAUUCGACUCUCCCUUCAUUUCAUGUAAGACUGAAAUGAAACAAACCGCUUUCAAGAAUGCCCAGAAGCUCUGUGUCCCCAAGUGUUGCUGUGAACUCUACUGUUUUUCAUAGGUGCUUCCUUCAAAUGUAUGUUUCUUGUAGUGACAGAGAGGGGCUGGACUCUCAGGCCCUUUACAGUUGUCUCCUGCAGUUAAUGGAAAUAUAAAUAUAUAUAUAUAUAUAUUUUAUUUUAGAAUAUAAUUUAAACAUGGAGGUCUAUUCUUUGCACUUUUUAUUAAUAUAUAUAGAGAGAUAAUCUUUAAAAAAUUAAAAAUCCAAGUCCAUUUAA
Peromyscus californicus insignis is the source of this 5031-nucleotide messenger RNA. It is a transcript of the gene Tbcel, whose product is annotated as tubulin folding cofactor E like. The transcript is spliced from 8 exons. Gene Ontology annotation, biological process: protein folding. The coding region runs from base 191 to 1465 and encodes 424 amino acids. NCBI's taxonomy places the organism in Eukaryota, Metazoa, Chordata, Mammalia, Rodentia, Cricetidae. The record is from RefSeq and is a predicted model, not a curated record. Gene Ontology annotation, molecular function: alpha-tubulin binding.